Messenger RNA from Gongylonema pulchrum, 591 nucleotides. Lineage: Eukaryota; Metazoa; Nematoda; Chromadorea; Rhabditida; Gongylonematidae. The record is from the annotation of a GenBank genome assembly.
AUGCCUGCGCCCGACAACACAAUUCAGCUUCUGUUUGCAAGUUUAUACAAUUCUACUGGAUUUCAAUUGCAGUUCUGGAUUGCUCAAGGUGCAACCAAGUUUUACAUAUACGUUCAUUCGAUGGCACCUGAAGUGAAUGCAUUAUUGCGGGUUUAUGAGAAAUCUGCCGAAGUGGAUGUCGAGCGUAUCAACUGGGCCCCGCUGCCAACGGCAGGUGAAAUUAUGGACGAUAGCGAUCCCAAUUUAAGGAUUUAUAGGACAGAGGUAUUGCUUCAAUUUUUAUUUUGCUUGCCUACUUGGACUCACCAGGUGGCCCCGCCCAAGCUAAUCCAAAGCAUUCUCCAAUGUCCAUCAUUCCAGGUUGUUACCUCGAUCAACGACUGCAUAUUGCGAAGUCGUAGCCAUACAAAAUAUUUGGUCUCGGCAGAUCUCGAUGAAAUCAUUGUUGCUCGCAAGGAGGCUUCGUUGCUCAAAAUGCUUGACAAAGAACAAAAGCUUUCAAAUAAAUCAAGAGGAUUUAUAAUUCGCAGCAGUUACGCGCUCUACGAGGUUUACUCUCGCCCGUUCAAAUGCUUUUACAGCUAUUUUUGA